Molecule: messenger RNA, 4587 nt
Organism: Bacillus rossius redtenbacheri
Lineage: Eukaryota; Metazoa; Arthropoda; Insecta; Phasmatodea; Bacillidae
Gene: Pisd
Product: phosphatidylserine decarboxylase proenzyme, mitochondrial
Exons: 2
Coding region: 301-1458 (385 amino acids)
Biological process (GO): phosphatidylethanolamine biosynthetic process
Cellular component (GO): mitochondrion
Molecular function (GO): phosphatidylserine decarboxylase activity
Source: RefSeq, a predicted model, not a curated record
AUAUGUCAUGCAUUAUGCUAUUUCAUAUCUCUUUAAUUUUGGAUGAGAGGUUAAAUAUUUUUCAAAUUUUAAUACUUGUGGAUGGUAUAAAUAUGACAUAAUGCCGUAUUAAGGAACAAAUUUGUACUGUUAGCAGUGGAAAUUGAAUUCACUUCUUUGUUUCAAAGGAACUAUUCAUUUUGUACUUCCAGAUAAUUUCGAAAAAUUAACCUGUAAAAUUGUCAGUUUCGCUGAAAAAAAUAAUUUUAAGGGUAGAUUUGUUUUGUUCGUGUGCACAUAUUGUUCGUGUGGACAUUAGUUAUGCUUCGUAUACUAUUUAUUUUCUGGAUUCAUUGUAUUACAGUUGUCAUGCAGCCGGUGAACUACCUAAUAACAGCAACUAAAAUCAUAAGACGCUACAUCUCAUCCAAAACUGUUGAAAACAUUGGCAUGCGGAGCAAGUUACGAAGCCUUCUAAAGCCCAUACCUAUAGGAGUGGGAGUAAGCAUAUUAACAGUAUUACGAUGGCAGUACAACCGUAACAAGGAAGAGGCGUGUCCUGCCAAAACGUGGCAAGUGACUUGCUACCGUGCAAUCCCCUUGCGGUCUCUCUCUCGCAUGUGGGGGUGGAUGAUGAACAAAGAAUUGCCAGCCUCUCUUCGCCCCUGGUUCUUCUCAGCUUAUGCCUCUGUCUUUGGUUGUAAUCUGGAGGAAGCUAUAAAUGAAGAUCUCAGAUCGUACGCCACGUUUGCGGAAUUCUUCUGCAGGCAGUUGAAGGAAGGAGUCAGGCCCAUCGACGCGGCGUACGUUGUAUCUCCUGCCGACGGCCGUGUCAUGAACAUUGGGAAGGUGGAAUCUUGUCACGUGGAGCAGGUUAAGGGCAUCACGUAUUCUCUCACGGACUUCCUGGGGGAACCCUCGUGGACGAAAGGACGGAAUGAACUGUCCUCGAGCGUGAUGGAUUCAGGUGACUAUUGCCGCUCGCUUUGUGAAAAUGAGAACACAGUACUGCACCAGUGUGUCAUAUACCUCGCUCCAGGAGACUACCACAGGUUCCACUCUCCUGUAGAUUGGACUGUUUGUUUCAGACGACAUUUCAAAGGUGAACUGCUUAGCGUUAACCCUAAAGUUGCCAAAUGGGUCCCUAAUUUAUUCUCUUUGAACGAGCGUGCUGUGUACGUUGGACGCUGGAAACACGGCUUCUUCUCCAUGACAGCUGUAGGAGCGACAAAUGUUGGCUCUAUACAUGUUUAUUUUGACCCAAAUUUGGUGACUAACAAAGGCAAGAAAAAAGGAGCUAAAACGAAUGACCAACACUUUAAUUUUGACCAAAAAGUUUCACUCCAAAAGGGUGAACCUUUUGGAGAAUUCCGGCUCGGUUCUACCAUUGUUUUGAUAUUUGAGGCACCUGCUGAUUUCCAGUUUCAAACAGCAACAGGCGAGAGAACGUUUGUCGGGAAGGCUCUGAGUGACACUUAAAUUGCUCAGUGUGAAAAAAAUCUGUUAAUCAUUGUGUUGUGCAACUCUUUUUCACCAGUGAGUUAAUGUUUUUAAGAUUUUGUAAUUACUUCUAAGAUAGUCAAACUGAGAGUUUAUGUUAUUGGUAAAAUUUUGCUGUUUUUUUCUUUUAUAGUAUAUUAUAAUUUAUCACGCUUCUGCCAUUUCUUUUUUAUAAUAUAUUUUAUUAUGCUUCUGCCAUUUUCUAUCUGCUAGGAUGUUGAGAUCGCCAAAACUUGCUGGUAAAUGAAUCCGUACAGAAUGUCUCAAAAUGAAGUGGUUCAUUUAUAACCAAGCCGUGUAGAGAUGUAGACACGCAGUCAGUUCUCCUGCUUAAAACAAAAGAAAGCUCCAAUCAUCUGUUCUGUACCUGAAGAUUGGGGUACUACUUACUUAGAGUGGCCUUUUCCAAGCAAUUCACGUUUACAGGUAUAUAGCUCAGUACCAACCUCGUGUGAAUGGUUUUCUAAGUGUACGUGUCUCAGUAUGCUUUAUUGUAUAUAGGCUGUGUUAUUUGUAAUUCUAUGCUAUCAACACAAAGUGCAUUAAAUAGAGUUGGGUCAUGUGUAUUUGCUUAAAGUUUACCUACAGCCCAUUGUUAAAUUUAAAUGUUUAAGAGAAAACACUAUUAUUAAAUGGGUCAUACUCCAUGCAUGUUAAAGACUUAAUGGUUGAUGCCUCAAUGCUGUUGAUGCAAAAUUCAGACUUGUGACAUACAUUUCAUCAAUUACUUUUAUUUAAUCAUACAAAAACACUUGUUAUUAGAAUGACAGUUAUUUCCACCCAACAUUCAUUAAGUUAACAGACCUAAGUGGUGCAUAUGGAAACAUUGUUGCAUUAGGCCAUUAUUAUAUCACCAGCUAAAUAUAAUUCUUCUUCUCAAGGAGCCAUUUUCCUGUAAACAAGUAUAUAAUUUGAGAAGCCAGACACACACACAUUCUAACAAAAAUCCUGAGUGUGCACUUGAUGUUUUGUUUCAUGUUGCCAACUAACUAGACACAAAGCCAUAGUUAAUUCUCAAAAGACUUAAAAUAUUAGAUUUCUAUAUCCCAUAUUGGGCAUUCAUUGAAGUUAAGUCAUUGUUUUAUUAUUGUAAGCAAAGUGGAGUAUACAUCAUUUUGAUAAAAGUUUAUGAAACAUACAGUUAGGUUACUGAAUGCUUGUUAUUGCUGAUUUGCAGUGCAGUUCUUAUGAUAAAAAAUUUCUGGAAGUAUUCAGCUUCUUAACAGAACACCUCUUCAGUGGAUUCGUGCAGUAUACUGUACAUCAAAAUCUGUAUAAACUUCAAGGCGGUAAACCUAACCUGCAGCAUUAAAUAUAUGUUUCACUUAUUUUAGUGUUCUAAUUGUGGUAUUGAAUGAUUAUAAGAGUUAAAGUGUAUUUUUUUUAAAUAUAUUUUUAGUAUGUACAGCAUACUGUACAUUGGCCCUUACCAUGAACUUGUAGCUUUUUCUUACAUAACCCUAUUAUUAUAUACAUUGUAGAGGAAAAAAAAAAAGCAUUUAUUUUAUAUUUUUCUACAAACGUAUUAGAAUUGGAAAAUUAUACAUUACAUUACAUUAAUAUUACUGAAAAAUAAUUCUAGUACAAAUUUCAGAAGAAAAUAAAAAUGUAAAAAAAAAUUUACUGAGGUUAAUUUUGAACUUUCACUUGCUCCAACAACUACAAAUGCACAACUAUUCUGCGGGCUUACAAUUAUAUGACCAUACAAAACACUAAAAUAGAAUAAAUUGCAAAUAAAAUGGCAAUUUCAUAUUUCAAAUGUAAAUGCACAAUAACAAACUGAUGAAAAAUUCACAAAUUACAAUAAUUGCAUUGCACAUGAGUUCUGUACAAAACAUAAAUACAAUAUUUAAUUUACAGAAACAGUAUAUCAAGACACAUCAAUUUUGAUGAUAAUCUGUAAAACAAUUACGUUUUUGGUUCAGACAUAAGUGCACAUUGCAUUUCUUGCAAAAGAAAUGAGAUCUGAACUUUCCACAAUUUUUGAUGGUCGACAGUGUCCAAUUUUACAGCUUCCAAUGGUCUUCUUUCAAUAUCUUUCCUUGUCGAUGGGCUUGGCAAAAAACUGGAACUUUCUCCAGUUGAUGGUCGUCCACGUUUUCUUGUUACAACCAUUUUACCAACUUUCAUGAGUUCUUCAGCAAGCUGUAAACUGAAGUGUAGUAGAUCCAGUUGGUCUUUCUGUGGCACAGAUAGUUCAGCGCAAACUUGCUUGUACUCGAGCCACGAGUUUGUUACAGCCAUAUCAACUGCUUGAAAAUCCAAUCUUAGCGUCAAUUUUUUGGACUGUACUGUAAUUCUGUAUAGACUUAUUAGUCUGUCGUACAAGUCGACUCCCCCCCCAUAGCUGAGUUGUACUGCACUGUUACCUCUGGUCUGCUUUAUCUCUAUAUAUUUCUUUGAACUACUGUCCCACCUUCUGAUAGUGUCUCUCUCCCCAAUUCCUACAAAAUUAGAUGCGAAAGUUACAGUUCUAUUGUCCAGCCAUUUGGCAUCACCGUCUUGACUAACAACUUCUUCUGAAUACCCCCUGUCUUUUUUCUGCGUUUUGAGAGAUUUGUCAUCAGUAAGGGGGGGAUUUGAAAAUCUGUUCACGUGAGCUGUACAAGCGGCAAAUAUAUUCCUACGUUUCAAAACUUGUAGCAACUGGUAUGAUGAAAAGUAGUUGUCAAAAAAUAAACAGUUGCCCGCUUUCAAACAUUCUGUCAGCUUCAAAACAACUGCUGCUCCAAACCCAAAUAAUUUGAGGUCUUCUUGAUUUAGUUCUGUUGAUUUCCCUUGAUACAGUACAAAGUUGUAGGCCAAGCCAUUUUUGCCACAUAACACAAAAUUUUUGACACUCCAAGGGCAUGGCUUACCUUUAACAUAUUGUUUUGCAACUAAUUUCCCAGUAAAUGGGAUCAUUUGUUCAUCAACCGAAACGUGCUGUUGAAGCGGCAGUUGUCUACAUCUUGCCAAAACACAGUCAUACAGGGGACGUACCUUAUAAAAAACAUCUUCCUCACUUUCUUGGGGUUGGUCUUGUGCCAGGUUAUCUACAAAAUGCAAAUUAUUACGAAUUUGGAAAAACCGCUUUCUUGUCAUCUUAGAUUCUGCAAAUAAUCCAAU